AGUACCGAAAAUCCUGUAGGGCCAACAGGCAACAAUAAAAUCGUAGCGUUCUCUCGCUUUUCCCACAGUAAUAAAUCGAAGACGUUACAAAAGGUAUUUCUCACUCCCAUUCAACAGCACAUGAAAAAUCCCACAAAAAACGAGUACAUUUCUGUCAGCUUUGUGAAUCUUUUUGAUGUAGUGUACAGGAAGAUUCGUCGCGGGAGUGUGGUGUGCUUGCAGACGCCGGCAAACCUUUAUGUGUAAACAACGUUUGUGGCGAAAUAUAUUGGUAAAUAACAGUGUUAUAACUCAAAUCGACCAUUUUUAAAGUGAAUUGUGGCUCAAGAUGGAUAUAAAUGGUCGUUGGUUCACUACGCCUGAAGAAUCAGAUAUGCUGAGAGGGGAAAAUGGAAGUGUUUAGCAGCCCCUAACCUCCACGUUGAUGUUUACUCUUCAAGAAUUUAUAUUUUGCUAUUAAUUGCUAAUGGUACGACAACAAUAAUUGAUAUUGAGGAUUGACAUCAGCACCGUGUGGGCCUGUAAAUGAAAGCUAACCUCUACCAUUUGCGCCGUGCACAAUUACUUGUCAGUGAAGAGAACUUGACUCUGGAUGAUACGAAGGUUUUGCCAGCUUCACUGCGUGUGCAAUUGCUUUCACAGCUUCAGCAACUUCUAUGGUUGGCAACAGUUUGGAUGAAUCAGAGAUGCUUGAUGUCAUCGUGUGGUCAAGAUGAAGCGGAUAUUGGGCCUCUGUGUGCAGCCGUCCCUUACAAUCCAAGCAGUUGCCAAGGAUCCUCCAGCUCUUCAUUGAGAUCCAGCCACAGGACCUCCUCCACCACUUGGCUUUGUUGAAGUGCCCUGGCUUCUAGAGACUCCAGCAACUCUUCCAUUGAAACAAGGUUAACAGCCUCAUCAUCACGGCAGUUUUUUCCUUUUGAUAAAGCUGUGAUGUUUUUGACGAAGGACCUCAUAAAGGCUGAUGGAAUUUCUGCUGCCGAAGGAUUUCCGUUGUGCCCAAGAUUACCACGAAUGCCACAGAAAAGAUUUUCCUCACAAUCUUGAUUGAUGUGGCCGACUGGAAUUGCCAAUGCUCCAUCUCAAACAAAAGCUGGUUCCAAAGUUGGAUGUGGGCACUGGAUGCAGACAAGGCACAUUUAAAAUCAUCGGGUGCAGGAUUUUCUUCAUAGAUAGUGCCAUUAAAUGAGUCAAAAAAAUUA
Thrips palmi is the source of this 1199-nucleotide messenger RNA. RefSeq lists its product as uncharacterized. The coding region runs from base 526 to 834 and encodes 102 amino acids. The transcript has 4 exons. Lineage: Eukaryota; Metazoa; Arthropoda; Insecta; Thysanoptera; Thripidae. The record is from RefSeq and is a predicted model, not a curated record.